AUGUUUUCUGUCAAUCACGACGCUGCUUGUGACGUGACUGCGGGGGUGAAGGUCGCAGGUCAUAGCAAUCCUCUCACACCUCACCGACGUCCUUUCCGCUGUCUCACUCCUGUCGGAGCAAAUGCCUCACCCACUUUGUCGGAGGGCUUUAUUAGAGACUAUCUUUCUCCUGGUACCGUCUAUGUUCCUCGUUCUCGUAGUCAAACUCCAAGCUCGGGAACGAACUCUCCCACCUUCAGGGAGCACGCCCAGAGGGCUUUACAGAUUGAUGAAGAUGAAGCGUCUCGUGCCCUCGGAGACCCAAGGCAGCUCUCCCGCUGGCUCACCCAGGUUGAGGUAGAUGCUCCGCCCACUUUGUCGGAUGGCUUUAUUAGAGAUUACAUCUCUCCAGGAACGACCUAUGUCCCUGGUUUACGCCAUUCCAAGACCCCAGCUACCAGAGAGCACUCCCCUGUGUGGACACCAGAAUCUGUUGAGGGCAACUGGUCUCUAGAUUUGGGUGUUUCUUGUACUCCCGACAGAGCGCUGCCCCUCCCCUCGGCCUGGUCCACCUCAGUCGAAGGAGAGACAUCGCCUACUUGGCGACUGCGCUGGGUUAACGAUUUCGUUCCGCAUACAACCCAUACAGUUGGUCCCCAGAGGCAGACUUCAAAUGCCACACGAACCCCCGAAGGAAUAAAGGACGAGUGUCCUAAUGAGCAAUCCUUCUUGAGUCAGUCGGCCCCUUCCUCUUAUGUUCUUCCAUACUUGACAGUUAUGUAUAUUGAUACAAAUUCAGAUGAUGUCGCACCAGGUCCACGUACCCCUGAUAGACAUGUUCGCUCUCGUUGGCUUACUCCAGCGGAGGGUGAUACCUCGCCGACCUUGCGAGAAUGGUUCCCUGACAAUAAUCCCGUUCAGAUUUCAUCUGGAAGAUCGCUCCAUGACUCUGAAGAUCAUUUUCCCGGGGCCGCUUCUUCAGGAUUCAAUCGGGAAUUGACUGCUGAUCAAGAGAUACUUCUAUCCGAGGCUCCGCGCGUCCAACGCUAUUUCUCAGACUGGCUUGUGGAGACUCAGGGUGAUGUAUUGCCAACACUGAGAGACGACCCUGUGAGCAUACGUGAUGAUGAUCAUCCUGGAGCAAUCUCCCUAAGCUUAAGUCAAGGGCCGACUACUGUUGCUGAAAGUUCCGAGUCGAAAGCUCUGCAGUGCUGCCCUGAGGGUUGUUUCUCUGACUUACUUGCUGGGGGUGAAGCUUAUGUGUCGCCAACGCUGACAGAUGAUUCUAUGAGCAUGCGUGAUGAUGAUCGUCUGACCUCCGUUGAGCCUUGCACUUUCGAAGAGCAGAAAAACGUGCAGGAAGCACCUGAAAGCUCUCAGGAUGGACCAUCUGUAGAAAGCACUUCGGAAGCAUUUAGAGAUAGCGCCAGGAUGGAUUUAGAUAUUCCACACGCUUGUGAACCUGAAGAGCGGAAGCGAAGUCGUAUGACCGAUGAAGAGUUGUUCCGCUUCGAAGCCCCUGGCCCUGGUUCCUGGAUGGCACCUCGUCCUGCUCAACUUUCAGCUGUUUCCACUGGUUCCAUUACCAACAAUCACACUACCAUCAUACAUCAUCACUGUGACUCUGUCGACACAGCCGAGCUUUCACCCUCGAUCACUCGAGGUCGUCGCAACUCCCGCGCUGGAUCUUCGGACUUUAAACCACGAAUCCAAGGACACCUUACUGGCGCCGACAUGCGUUCACACAAUAAAGACGCUAGAAGCUCCGCUGCGAAAGCCAUCAAGGGGGAACCUAGAAGCCCUACGUGGAAAUUCAUCAAGGAGGAACCUAGAAGCUCUCCUGUUCUAGCGAAUCGUGUUCAAACCUUAAUCCACCACACUGCUCACCAGCCUGCUGACUACACUCCAACUCCGCACUGGUUUAGCCACAUUUCUAGCACCGACAUCCUCAUUCAGCGGGGCGCUGCGGUUGUUUCUAGAACCGAGUCCUCACCGACCAGAACACGUCGUAGCAAAGGAACUGCAAACAGGUCGCGGCCUUUCAACCGCGUAAGGGACCGUAGAGUAGAUACUAUCCGUCUUGAUUCAACAGCCCUUGAAGCUGCGAGGCCCUCGUGCGCCAUUACUACCCGUCGUUGGAUGGUCACAUCUCCUACAAAACGUCGUCAAGUGGCUGGACCCGGUCAUAACGCCCAUUCUGCCUCGGGUGCUUCGAAAGCUGAUGACAGCCCGGAGGACGAUGAUGAAGAUCGUCUUGAGUAUGACCUUGAACGCAACGAGAACAAUCUCCAUGACGCGAAGCAUUAA
Molecule: messenger RNA, 2286 nt
Organism: Morchella importuna
Lineage: Eukaryota; Fungi; Ascomycota; Pezizomycetes; Pezizales; Morchellaceae
Exons: 10
Coding region: 1-2286 (761 amino acids)
Source: RefSeq, a predicted model, not a curated record